AUGACCGCUCUUCCUUUACAACCUGAUCCCAUCUCCUCGCCUUCCUCCACCUCUUCCUCACCAUCACUCCCUUCGUCUUCGCAACACGUUACAGCUCCACAUCCUUCCGCAUCCCCCGACCGACUUCUCAUCGACGACCUAUCAGCAGUAGACUCCGGCCCCUUGACGACAGCAGCAGCAUCAUCCUCAGGCGGAGCAAGGAUAGCUUCAACAGCGAACCCAGGUGCAAGUGGAGGGAGUCAGACAAUAGCCAGCUCUUCUCGCGACCCGGUUGUUAGGUCUUUCGACGGCGGAGACGAUAGCGAAAGCGAUUGGGAUAUAGAGAUGGAGCCCAUUGCAGGACAUCGCCGACGGCGAAGCAGUCACAACAUGGCUGUCCGGCCAGCCGGAUCUCCAAGCCGACUCCGUGGUACAAGCCGUGGUCCCGCGCCCACAUCAAACGAACCCAAAAUAUCAGAAGAAGAUUUAGACGCAAAUGGUUUUGCUAUCCGUAAAGACGAAUCGGGCGACGACAGUUUUAGCGACGGAGACCUACAAGAUGACGAAGAGACGGGAUUGACCCGUAAAGACAAGCAGAGGCGGCAGAAGAAGCGCAGCAGAAACACUCAACUAGAUCAGCGAAUCGUCAGGGAUAAGAAUGACAUUUCAGCAGAAGAGCGCAAAGAGGCAGACAAAGCCGUUUUCAAGAGCCUGGUGUUUAACGGAGUUCUGAUUCUUUUAUGGUAUCUCUUUUCAUUAUCAAUAUCGAUCUACAACAAAUGGAUGUUCGAUCAUGACCGUUUGAACUUUGCAUUUCCUUUGUUUACAACCUCCAUGCAUAUGGUAGUACAGUUUACGCUCUCGGGCCUAGUCUUGUACUUCGUACCAUCUCUGAGACCAGGAUACCGAGCUCAUACAUCCGAUCUGGGGAGAUCAAGGCACGAUGAUGAGCCCAAGUCUUACGGCAUGACCAAGAUGUUUUAUCUCACCAGAAUUGGACCAUGUGGCGCUGCUACAGGUCUUGAUAUUGGACUUGGCAACACUUCUCUCAAGUUUAUCAGUCUUACAUUCUACACCAUGUGCAAGUCAUCUUCUCUUGCUUUCGUCCUUAUGUUCGCUUUUGUCUUCCGUCUCGAGACCCCAACAUUGCGUCUUAUCGCCAUCAUUGCUACUAUGACACUGGGUGUUGUGCUUAUGGUAUUUGGCGAAGUUGAAUUCCAGGCGGGAGGCUUCGCUCUUGUUAUCUCGGCGGCCUUCUUCUCUGGUUUCCGUUGGGGACUCACUCAGAUUCUACUCCUCCGCAACCCUGCGACCUCGAACCCAUUUUCUAGCAUUUUCUUCCUUACUCCUGUCAUGUUCCUCGUGCUUAUCUGCCUCGCCGUGCCCGUGGAAGGAAUCGGAAACCUCAUCGAGGGCUACAAAGUUCUCGGCAACGAAUGGGGCUAUUUCAUGGCACCCCUUUUCCUGCUCUUCCCCGGCUGCAUUGCGUUUUGCAUGACAGCCUCCGAGUUCGCUCUGCUGCAGCGUACCUCUGUCGUUACCCUUUCUAUUGCCGGCAUCUUCAAAGAGGUUGUCACUAUUAGUGCGGCUGCUCUUGUAUUUGGUGACCGCCUCACUCCCAUCAACUUCGUUGGUCUACUGACGACCAUGGCCGCUAUCGCUGCCUACAACUACAUCAAAAUCACAAAGAUGCGACAAGAGGCACGAGAGAGUGUUCACGUUCAACAUGGUGACGAUGGCGACGAGUCUGACUCCCAUGGAAGCCAGACCAGUGGAAUUCUUGAUCGCGAUGGUGACACAGACGCGGAAAACACCGGUCUGCUGCGCGACAGCAUCGAUCGCCUCGAUAUCGAUGAUCAACCUUCUGCGGCAGCCAACGAGCGCCGCUAG
Messenger RNA from Fusarium sp. VM40, 1869 nucleotides. The record is from the annotation of a GenBank genome assembly. Lineage: Eukaryota; Fungi; Ascomycota; Sordariomycetes; Hypocreales; Nectriaceae.